AUGCUCUUUCUGACCCCCUUCACCCCUGCUCCUAGCUGUUAUCUUACAUUUGCCUUUACUAGGUUCCUUCACGAGACCAUCCAGGAUUAUAUUUUCACCCCCGCUUUAUUACCAAACCUGCUUCUGGCGACCAGAGCGGCGCUUUUCCCACUGAACGCUCGUCCGGCGGCGGCGACCACGGCGGUAUCGGCUCCGCAGCUGUCUGUGCAACCUCCCACGCCUCCUAUCGCCAUCACCAAAGACCCUGUUAGCGAGACCGCUGGCGCAAGUGACGCUUGCAGUAGCGUCUCAACGACUGGUCUUUCAUCGACAGCGCCCUUAUCGCCGGACCCGCGACCCUCUACGCCUGAUUUCGCAUCGGUCAAGCGACGCUGCGCGGCCAGCAUCCUGUCUCGGGUGCCUCGCCCAAUCGUUCGGCAAUUCUUCGCCGCCCCGGCCGUUAUCCUGUCAACUCAUGGUAAAGUGGAUGAUGUGCCGUCGAACAAACAAACUUCGCCAUCAUCCUCGUUAUCGCCGUCACCGUCGCCUGCACCAAUCGACGAUGCGGAAGAGGUAUAUCUUCUCGCAUGCAUUGAGGAGAUCCUCGACCUCUUCUCCGACGACUACUGCAACAAACACCUGAUCUACUCUAUCAUGGAAGCCAUUCUCACCAGCCUUCUUCCAGAGCUGUCCGAACGUAGUAUUGCUGAGUUGAUGGAGGACAGGGGGCUGUCGCUAGACGUCCCGAACUAA
Molecule: messenger RNA, 732 nt
Organism: Aspergillus japonicus CBS 114.51
Lineage: Eukaryota; Fungi; Ascomycota; Eurotiomycetes; Eurotiales; Aspergillaceae
Exons: 1
Coding region: 1-732 (243 amino acids)
Source: RefSeq, a predicted model, not a curated record